AUGUACGUUAUCCCUGUAUACUUUGUGGGAACGCAGCACGAAGGCCUUCAGGGUGACGAAGAACAGCUUAUUGAAGAACAGUCGGCUGAGAUAAUUCAUCUCGAUCUGUACAUCCGAACAAACCACAAAGCAUUGCUGUUCCUCUGUUCUCAUUUCGACCGCCUACUCACAGGCGCAAAGACGGCAAGGUGGUUUUCCACGUCCCUGCUGAAGGAGGCAUACUGCAAUGUUGACCUUGAGCGCCUGGUUCUGAUGCUGUCUCUUCUUUGGGGGAGGUUCCGUUCCAAACUGGAGGGAAGGCAGAUGGAAUCUGAGGCGUGGAAACCACCCGACUCAUUUGUUCGGGUCACAACCAAGUACUGGGUUAGACCAGAAAACAUUGUGCGGGCACAAUGCCUAAUUGUGCGGCAUUUGCCAUUUCUCGUAUUUGGGACAUCUGAUAAAGACUUGGAGGCGUCACUGCUUGGUCCCGAGGCUACGGCAAACGGGCACAACUUCAGGGGCCCGAAUCUUGCACCGACACAGAUGGUGGCGUCAGUGUACUUCGACAGUUCAAGCGCCUACAGCUACGAGCGCCGCAUAAGGCGGUUUGAAGGCGCCCAACUACUAAGGUUUCGUUGGUAUGGCACCAACAACAAUGGCCCAGACGAGGACAUCUUCAUCGAGCGGAAGACUCACCACGAGUCUUGGAGUGGCAUGAGCAGCACGAAGGAGCGAUUUGUAGUCCCUCAGCGGCUUGUUGCGCCGUACAUGCUGCUGCAGCGAAGUGCUCGAGAUCUACUGCUGGAGGCCUCAGGCUUUCAUUUUCCAGCAACUGACCGCGGGACCGCUUCAGAACCUUCAAUGGUACAUGAGCAUAGUGGGCUUCUCUUCCCUAUGAAUGGCGAUGCUGAGAGAAGUGCCGCUGAUGCCUACAUUGCGAGAAAUGGAAAGCUGAAAAAAGCUAUAGAAUUGGGGGAAGAGAUACAACGGGCAAUCGCAGAACACCAUUUGCAACCGAUGGUACGUAUUUCCCUGGACACGAAUCUUUGCAUGGUCAACGAGUACAGGCCUCAGAGACAAGAAGAUGGAGGCUUUAACUGGUGCCGACUUGCAGACGAAUUGCUGGGGAGGGACGAAGUUGUGCGCUUCCCGUAUGCCAUUCUUGAAGUGAAGGUUCAGCAACAACCGUCGCCGGCUUGGGUGGAGUCGAUGCUUUUGUUGUCAGACGCAACACUGGUGUACAAAUUUUCCAAAUUUCAACACGGGAUGGCAUUUUUGCAUCGCGACAAGAUAUCUAGCGGGCUUCUGCCUCACUGGUUGCAGAGUCCGCAAUCUGCGCAGCGACAGGAAGAGCAGCCCUCAGCGUCCAAGAAGCGCGGUACCUUUGGGGUGCCUCCUUUAGGCGGUUCUCUUUUUGAGUCAUUGCGCAAUAGCCCCGACAGCCUCUUGACUCCUUUAACUCGCAGUCUAACCGACCAGCAAGCGCCCCGGUUUUUGACUUCCGACGCACUUGGAAUGGAGACCCGGAGCCUCUUCCCUGUAGGCGAAAGUGAGGCAGUGGUCGAGGCUGAUCCAGACUGGGAGGAUGUGACGGCAACAGCAGCGCACCGCACCUUUUGUUGGCUGAGGGCGCAACAAAAGCUGCAGCUGCAGCAGGCACCGCGUGCCAUAGGGCAGGAGGCGUCUGUAGAGGAGGAGUUCGAAGAUGAGCACCCCCGGGCAAACAGCGCGAGCAGCGCAGAUUCGAUGCGCCAACGGCUAGCGCGCCGGCACAUACGGACCGUCAAGAAGAUCGACCCCAAGACAUCCUUCGCUGCGGAACGCACAUUUCUGCAUUACAUUCAAAAGGGGCUUUACUUGGCAGGAGCUAGCCUUGCCUGUGUGGAAACUCUCUCCGGAGACUGGGGAUUGGGUGUGGUACUAAUACUAGCUUUUGCGAGCGUCCUUCUGUGCUGCGGCGCCUACGCCAUCUAUGUCAAACGAUGCCGUCGAAUAUCCCAGAGAGUUGCGAAAGCAGGCGCAGCUAACGUGCAACAACGCAUAGAUUCGCAGUGGGGACCUUUGCUGGCGUUUUUCGCUGCCGGCGUGGCCACUUUGUUGGUGCUGCUGCUUCAGGUGGAUGUCAGUUUGAGAAAUGUUUUGAAGCAUGAACAGGCAGAAGAUUCGGCAAUCUACAAACAGAAGCGGCAUGCAGAGCCGAAUUUAGCCCGGCAGCCUGCGAACGAGCUGUAG
Molecule: messenger RNA, 2214 nt
Organism: Eimeria acervulina
Lineage: Eukaryota; Apicomplexa; Conoidasida; Eucoccidiorida; Eimeriidae
Exons: 15
Coding region: 1-2214 (737 amino acids)
Source: RefSeq, a predicted model, not a curated record